Wyeomyia smithii (pitcher-plant mosquito) is the source of this 1803-nucleotide messenger RNA. Its product is annotated as serine protease inhibitor 77Ba-like. The coding region runs from base 467 to 1738 and encodes 423 amino acids. Lineage: Eukaryota; Metazoa; Arthropoda; Insecta; Diptera; Culicidae. The record is from RefSeq and is a predicted model, not a curated record. Gene Ontology annotation, molecular function: serine-type endopeptidase inhibitor activity. The transcript is spliced from 7 exons.
AUCCCGCUAGCCUGCCGCAGUGACGAUCAUAGGCUUGCCGCGAGUAGACGCGUGUUUCCCCGUGGAACAUUUUGACGCACAGAAGAGAAUUACAGUUGUGAAUGUGAUUCGAGAAGAUCUAGAAAACUAACACUAAAACAUCACUACGACAGGACGACCAACGCGAUCCCAUUGUGAACCACUCAGGAAGCCUCGGAUUCUAUAGUGUUAGUGGUUUCGAACCGAUAGCGGAUCGAUCGAUUCAAGAAAUCCCUCGACACAAACCGGUUAAUGCUGUUCUGUUGAUCAGCAACCGUGAUCGUCUUACCGAUCACCGCGCUAUCAAAGAAGGUGCUAAUCAUAGAGCAGCUAGUUCACAAGAAAAAAAGUCAUCUUCCAAGUUUGCUAUCGAGCCUCUGGUUUGCCUGCAACGCAACAAGACUGAUGCGCUGUGUGGGACUGUGAAAAUCCCAUACAAGCGAGGAAAAUGACGAUCAGUUACGGGCUUAUCCUAUCUGCCACAGUUGUGCUAGCCUUGAGUGUUCUGGUAUGGUGUCAAGAGGGAUUUUCAGUACCCAAAAAUCCAAAAAACAGCUUAUACGAAGGUUCGCAACAAUUUGCGCUCAACUUUUUCAAGAAUGUUAGUAACAUUGUGGAUUCCGAUGCGAAUGUGACAACCACCAACAUAAUCGUGUCACCUCUCUCCGUGUGGAGCUUGCUCGCGUUGAUUACUGAAGGGGCCGGCGGCAAAACGCUAUCUGAGAUGCUGCAUGUUUUGAAUGUGCAGGAUCAGGCCGAGAUCAAGCACAACUACAAGACGCUGCUAGAGACAAUCCACGUCAACACACGCGAAGUGAAGAUCUCGACAAGUCAGUUUAUAUUUACCGACAAGAAUCGUCCGGUCUCGCGAGACUUUGAGAAUGCAAUCGAUAACUACUAUGGGGAUCAUCUGGUAGAAGCGAUAGAUUUUAACAGUACACCAGAGAAUGUCAAGAAAAGCUACGAUCACAUCAAUCAGGUCGUUAGUGAUGCUACUGAAGGACAAAUCACCAAAGCGAUUACCCCAAACGAUCUUCUUCAAGCACGAAUGAUAAUGCUUUCGGUUUUAUUUUUCAGAGGAGAGUGGACGCUGCCCUUCAAUCGAACAUUGACUCUUCCAACGCCAUUCUACGAUGAAAAGGAGCGCACGGUUGGAAACGUUCAAAUGAUGUACCAGAAGGCAGUUUUUCCGUUUGCGGCGUUCCGUGAGCUGGAAGCUCAAAUCGUAGAGCUGCCCUAUGGAAACGAUCGCCAGUUGAGCAUGAUGUUGAUUCUCCCCCGAAAAGGAGUUCCCUUGCAGGCGGUCAUCCGUCGGCUGGCGGAUUUCAACAUGGACACCAUCUACAAGGAAUUGAAGCAAGCUGCGAUAGAGUACGAAGACGACGAGGUGGAAGUAUAUUUGCCAAAGUUCGAAAUCACGGCCGAUUACAACCUAAUACCGGUGCUGCAUGAUAUGGGUAUUCGUGAAGCACUGAACAAGGAAACUGCUAACUUUACUAAGAUGGCAGCGGAAGUUUUUCUAGGCGCGGUAAUUCAGAAGUGCAAAAUCGUCGUCGACGAGGAAGGAACAACUGCAGCUGCCGUAACAUCCGCUGUUUUCGCCAAUAAAGCAACCCCGCCACGUUUCUACGCCAACCGACCCUUCGCCUUUCUGAUAGUGAACAAACGGUACGAUUUGAUUUUGUUCAUGGGACAGGUAAAGGAUCCCCAUUCACUGUGAGGCAAAUGUCUAGAGAUAAAUAUAACAAUCGUUUCUUUCCAAUAAGGAAACAAAUCCGAAAUCAA